AUGAAUUACCCAUUAAACUGCUAUUAUAUAGCCUCGAGUCAUAAUACAUACCUUCUUGGAAGACAAGUUGCUGGAGAGUCUUCAAUUGAAGGGUACAAGCGGGCAUUACAAAGAGGGUGCAGGUGUGUUGAGAUUGAUGUUUGGGGUGAUAAUGACGAGCCUAUUGUGAACCACGGCUUGACUUUCACUAAAGGAAGUAUCAAAUUUGAACGGGUUAUUGAGUAUUUGAAGGAAAAUGCGUUUGUUGCUACGCCGUACCCCUUGGUGCUAUCGUUAGAGAUCAAUGCUUCUAGCGUUGCUCAAAAGGCGGUGGUUAGGAUAUUGAAGCAAGUAUUGGGUCGAGAUAUGGUUACUGAGCAGCUUAUCGAAGGCGCUAUUUUGCCGUCUCCCGAGAAAUUGAAAUACAAGUUUAUUAUCAAAGUAAAGAAAACGAGCCCGUUUCAAGGGUUGGUUGAAACUGAGGAUGGAAGCUAUACAUCGACUACAACUACGUCAUGUGAUGAUAGUGGUCUGAACAGCUUAAGCAUUCGUCGUAGUACCUUGAACAUCAUCGAUUCGUUGAGCGAGCUUGGCGUAUACAUGCAAGGCAUCAAGUUUAGGAAUUUUUCAUUACCUGAGUCUAAGCUAUAUAAUCACUGCUUUUCGCUAAGUGAAAAAACUAUUAAUAAAAUGAUCAAGGACGAAGUUAAAAGAACAAGUUUAAAUAAACAUAAUAGAAAGUAUUUCCUUCGAGUCUACCCAUCGAAAUUUCGGCUAAAGUCCUCGAAUUUCAAUCCAAUAAAGUAUUGGGAAUUGGGAGUACAGAUGGUGGCAACAAAUUGGCAGACUUAUGACCUCGGGCAACAGAUCAACGAAGCCAUGUUUGCAAAUGAAGGAUAUGUUUUGAAACCGGAGCAUUUGAGAAAACCGAUAAUCAGGAGUUCAAAGUAUUAUAGUUUAGAGCCGCCAAAACCGAAAAAUAUUCAGUUUAGGAUAGAAAUAAUAAGUGGCCAUGAGUUACCUGUUAUGAAUCCUUCAGUUUCAUUUGAAAUAUUUGGCUCUGACUCGGUGAAGGCACUGGGGAAGACAAGCAUUGUAAUGGACCCUGUAUGGAAUGAAAUAUUUAAUGGCGAAUUCACUGGUUAUGAAGAUUUCUCAUUUCUUAGAUUUGCAGUUUAUUCCAAUUUGGAAAAACAAGAUAUAUAUGGACUAGUUGUUGUGAAGUUGGACAGUAUCAAGCUGGAGUAUGAGAAACUUUACUUGAAUGACCAAUUUGGACAAAAAACGAACUCCUUCUUGUUUGUCAAGAUGGGGUACGAAGUAUGUAAUGACUAA
Molecule: messenger RNA, 1314 nt
Organism: Lodderomyces oxycetoniae
Lineage: Eukaryota; Fungi; Ascomycota; Pichiomycetes; Serinales; Debaryomycetaceae
Gene: PLC1
Product: phosphatidylinositol phospholipase C
Exons: 1
Coding region: 1-1314 (437 amino acids)
Biological process (GO): lipid metabolic process; phosphatidylinositol-mediated signaling; release of sequestered calcium ion into cytosol
Molecular function (GO): phosphatidylinositol-4,5-bisphosphate phospholipase C activity
Source: RefSeq, a predicted model, not a curated record